Molecule: messenger RNA, 5209 nt
Organism: Silurus meridionalis
Lineage: Eukaryota; Metazoa; Chordata; Actinopteri; Siluriformes; Siluridae
Gene: aff3
Product: AF4/FMR2 family, member 3
Exons: 20
Coding region: 1024-4548 (1174 amino acids)
Biological process (GO): regulation of gene expression
Cellular component (GO): nucleus; super elongation complex
Source: RefSeq, a predicted model, not a curated record
UCCUGCUUUAAGUGAAGAUGUGUUUUUGGCUAUCCCUCUCAGUGUAUUGACUGUAGAUUAUCUACAUGGGACAUAUGAAACUAGGCUGUGUGUAGGAGACAAGAGUCACCUAAAUAUCUUCCAACAACCUUUUUAAAAGUAGUAGAGUUUUCUUGGCUGUCGCCUUUUCGCAUUUAGACCCGUUCCAGCUGUGACACUGCCGCUGCACAGGGACUCAGUGGAGUGUAUCUGUAGCCCUGCCCUCGCGCGCUCCCCGCGUUUAAAAUGUGUGUGCGCGCGCGCGUGUGUGCGCGCGAGCACGCGCGUGACCCGCUAAUUCUGUUUACCGCGGAGCAGCGGAGCAGCGGAGCGCACUAGCACCAUGAUGGAUUACUGAAAGGACUAAAACAGAACCAUGCCUACUGUGUUUUAUGAAAAAGAGGAAACGUGCAGGAAUUUUUGCAUGCGUUGGUACUCAUCACGCGUAAGCAAAAAAACAACAACUCUAAUUAAUAAUUUGUAUGUAAAUUAUAUGUAGCUAGAUUUUCUUUGCUUUUUUUUUUCCACAAAAAUCUAACAUUGCAUUAAGUUGUUGAUGCAGGGUUUCUAUUAAAGCUUUAUCCAGGAUAUGAAAGUUUUUAUGCACCAAGCUGUUGCUCAGAUUCCGUGUUGUGCUGAUUGAGUUGGGACAAUGCCGGUGUUGGGAUUGCAGUGUUUACCGCAGUUUUGUCAGUUGAAACUGUUUUCCGGUUGAAGUGCAGGGCUGGUGCACUCCGUCAUCCGAAUCUCUCUGUGUCCCCGCACGGCUCUCAGCGGGUCUCCGUGCCGCGUAUGGAGCAGCCGGUAACGUCCAGAGGAGCCGCUGGAACCGCAGUGGUCUGAACCGAUAGCGUUUGCGCAAACUGAUGUCGGCAGCUGGCUAUGCACACACAUCAGCACCUGCUCCGAGGAAGAACAGUCUGAAGAAGAUUGGAAAGGUGGUGAAUCACAACAACCCCCUUAGGCGUUUUCGAGCAGAACAGAGCAGAUCUGCUUGGAUCAGACAUGACCCACUCCUGGCCUUCCCAGCAGCACCCAGUUGGAGGGGGCACAGAACGGUUUCUGUAUUCAGAUUCAAAAGAGGGAAAACGCCGCAACACUCAGCACAAGCAAGUAAGGAAUGAUGCCCCUAUAAGGAUGCCACGUGUGGCUCCUCACAAAUCCAUGCUUGCUGAUGACCUGAAGCUCAGUAGUGAUGAGGAUGAAAGUGACAAGGGACCUCACCAAAAUACAUCCUGGUCAGAAAAUCAAAACCUGUCAGGGCAGCACACACACACACAUGGCAGGAGGGCAAGACAUUCCAGCUCAGGCUCCUCAGGAUCUGAUUCCUCCAGUGAGUCUCGGAGCAGUAGCCAGCGGUCACGCAGCCCAAGCCCAGAAGCAGAGACUCAACCUGAGAUCCCCAGCCAGCCACUGCCUCAUGCCUUCAGCAAAGAGAAUCAGGAUCCCUCCUUGACACACUGGCAGUUGGACAAGUGGCUUGAGAAAGUUCACAAAACCCAACUGUCAGAUCAAGACCCAGGAGGAGGUCACAGCUCUGGUGCAGGCUUUGAUUCUGAUAGAGGACCAUCUCCAGGAAGAUACUGGGAGAGAGAUUCUGGCUUGGGAACAAGAGAAAGUUAUAGCCCAAGCCAGAGCCCUGUCCCCAGCCCUAAGUUUGACUAUAGUCCCAGGCACAGUCAUCGAUCUAGUCCGGGAUAUAGCCCUUGUCCAAGCCCAGGAACUAGCCCUGUGCCAAGCCCGGUGCCAAGUGUUUGUCCAAGCCCAGGUGCUAGUCUAAGAAUAAGUAGAAGUCCCAGUCCGUUACCUCUUCACCCACCCAGAAGCCCUAGCCCUGGUCUCACAUCUGCUCCUGCCUCUCCAAGAAUUACGUCUUAUACUCAGGUUCACCAGGAGCAUUCCAGACUUACUACACAGACUACAUUUACUUCUUGUCCUGAGCGUCAGCCUAAGGUCAGACCAUGGUUGCCACCAGACCAUAACACUCAACGUAUUAAUGAGUCUAGACAAAAAAAUUCUAGACAACCUGUUUUCUCACAGCAUCAUUCCAAACAAAGCUCAACUAUCAAAGAGACUCCACACAAGCCAAAAUUCCAAAGCAGCGAAUCUAGAUCAAAACCUAGGUCUAGUCCUGCUCCACAUCAGUCUCAUUCUAGCUCCAGGUCCCACCUCAGCCCCAAAACAAAGGCCAGGCACUUGUCUUCCACUGCACAUAUCCAAAGAUCCAGUGAUCAUAACAGCAAAUUGAGUCAGAGUUUAAAUUCCCAGUCAAAGCCCAACCCCACAUCCAAACUUAGGACUGAGACAAGCAGUCACUCGGCUCACAGUUCCAGUUCUAGGCCAACACCUCGGUCUGCCCUAGACAUUUCAGGUAGGUCUCUCUCAAAACCUAGCUCAAGACUUAGCCUUAGCACAAAACCAAAACCAAAAUCCAGAGAAGAAUCUGUGCCUGGCACUAAGACUUCUCAAAAGGAGCAAAAGCAGAGGGAACGAGAGCCAGAUUUGAAUAGCCAGGGUAAGGCCCAGGUAAGAACUCACAUCCAAUCUACAGAAGUUCAAAGACAUAGGAGACUGGCGGAGGAGCAGCUAACAAGGCAACGCUGGGUUCAGAGUUCUGGAGAAGAAGAGGAGGAAGAGGAACGGAGAAAAGAGCAAGGAGAGAGAGAAAGGAAGAGGAGGAGGAGGAAGGAACAUAAUACUGAAUGGCAAGCAGUACAGCCCAAGCAGAGACCCCACACUAGUCACAACAGUCAGUAUCAGCCCCGACCUGAAAGCAGUGGACCUGAGCGGGAAGACCAGAAGAGGAAGAAGAGGAGGAGGAGCAGUGAAGAACACUCAUCCAACCCUGGAGUUAUAGAGUCCAACCCUUCUCCUCCAUUAUCCCCACCCUCUCCUACUCCAGUUGUCCGACCUACACGGCAACCUGUUACCUCUUCUUCUUCCUCUUCUUCUUCUUCGUCUUCGUCUUCAUCUUCCUCCGAAUCCGACUCUGAGCCCAGGCUGCCUCCAAACGUUGCCAAAGUACCAGCAGACUCUACAUCCAGCCAGAGACCGGCACCAAGGCAGAGGCAUCAGGAGCAGUGCAGACCCUCUGUGCUGAGAUCAAAUGACAUUUCUCCCGAUGAAGGGCAACAGCUUCCAGGCAAACACAAACUCUACACACUGGUGCCAUUUGGCCGUACUGAAAAGUCCACCGCUGUAUCUCAUCGAGGACUAAGGAACCUUGUAGUCAAAAUAGACCUCUCACUUCUGUCCAGAGUUCCUAACACAAGUGAGGUUCCACACAGAGGAUCUUCAUCAUCAUCAUCAUCAUCAUCAUCAGCUAAAGCUAAAGAAAAGACAUCCAUGAGGCAUCAGUACCAUCAAGACCAAAAAUCUGGAGAUGCCAAAAUCAAACGGAAGGCUGAGAAUGGAGAGACUCAAAGGGAGAGUAAGAGAAGCCAUGUGCACACCGAAAAGCUCGCAGUUUCCAUGCACUCAGCUGACACUGAAAAGCAGGACGCUCAUUCCAACAGACAGAAUGACCAUCAUGCAGAUUAUAUUUAUACCAAGAAGCCACUGUCACCACUCUCUCCUCCAUCUGCUUCAAAGAUGGCACAUUCAGAUCAGCAACACACAAACCCACCAAGAGACAGAGACUCCACUGUGAAAAAAACACAGCAGAUACAAAAAGCUCGGCCCAAGGUUGAAGUGGAAUGUGCUGGAGUGUCAGGAAACACACAGCCCCCUUCUGGAAACUGGGCUCCAUCCUCAAAGGAACCAUCCUACAGAGGAACUGUGCCUUACACUGAUGUCUCACACCAUGCAGAGUACUACAUGCAUGAAGCGAAAAGACUGAAGCACCGAGCUGAUGCUAUGGUGGAUAAACUAGGGAAAGCUGUGAAUUAUGUGGAUGCUGCUUUGUCGUUUAUGGAGUGUGGCAAGGCCAUGGAAGAAGGGCCCCUGGAAGCUAAGUCUCCUUAUACAAUGUAUGCAGAAACUGUGGAGCUUAUUAGAUAUGCCAUGAGGCUAAAGAAUCACACCAGCUCUGGAGCCAGGCAGGAGGACAAACAGCUGGCUGUACUUUGUUUCCGUUGUCUUGCUCUUCUGUAUUGGCAAAUGUUUCGGCUGAAAAAAGACCAUGCCCUGAAAUACUCCAAAGCUUUGACAGACUACUUCAAGACUUUACCAAAACUGCCUGACAUGCCACCUCCCUGGAGUGAUACCAAAAAGGGAAAUGGUCCUCCAACUUGCAUAUCCCCUGGUGGUUUAACUGGGUCCCAACCUGCCACCACUUUCAACUACCCUUUCAUUAACAUUCCCUAUCGUAUCCACCAGAUGGCAGCAAAUCACCUCAAUAUCACCAACAGUGUGCUUUACAGUUAUGAGUACUGGGAGGUAGCUGAUACCUUGGCCAAGGAAAACAAAGAGUUUUUUAACUACUUGAACACACUGACUGGACCUCUGACGCUACACAGCAGCAUGGCUCAUAUUGUCCAGUACACAAGACAAGGGCUACAGUGGAUAAGGAUUAGUGCCAAUUUGUCCUAGCUUUCAGACUCCACCACAUCGAUGGCUCUACUGUAUUACCCACUGUAACUUGAACCGACAUUCAACUUUUACCUGCCAGUCUGAAAGAGAGCAAAAGACAAUUCACUCACCUUUAAGCCAUAUUAAGAAUCUAUUUCUCAAGAAAAAGAAAAUCCACAUUUACAGUAUAACAGGACUUUAAAAGCCCUUGUGGGGAUGUUACAUAAAAUUCUUGUUUUGCUAUCUUUUUCUUACUACAAUUACGGGUCAUCAGAGAAGUCAUUUUUCUUCAUAACAGCCCACAAUCAAAAAACAGAUUUCUUUUUUUAUUAAAAUGGAGAUGAUGUUCUAUAAGAAAGUAUGAAUAUCUGUUAUAAUGUUACACAUUUGUACUAAUUGUACUUAGUACUAAGAUUGUUACUUUGCCAAAACUGCCACAUUUUUAUAAAAUGUGGUGAAGAAACCCUUCUUAAUGUGUAAUAAUAUAUAAAAUGAUGGUUUUAUGGUUAAUUAUUAUGGUUAUUUCAUUAGAUUUUGGCAUUUGCUGGCAUAUGUACAUAAACAGGACAUUUUUUAUGUUGUCAUAUUUUUGUAUUUUAAAUGUUAUUUUUUAAAUGUCCUUAAAGCACUGUGAAUGUUGUCGACAUUUUUCUAAAAAUGAAUUUUAUAAAGAUUUUUUGUG